CUCUCUCUUGUUCCUGGGGUCUGAAUCUGUUUAUUAUUCGUUGCUUGGGUUGGCAAAAACAAACCCUAAAACAUCAAUCUCCUCUCAUCUCAAUCUGAAAUCGUAUAAUCUUUAAGAGACUACCACCACCGUCCUGCUCAUUUGUCACAUGCGUCUCCUCCUGAUUACUUUGUCCGCCAGGGGAAUACAACUUAUCAAGACGAUCUAUUUUUGAGGAAGAGGACAAGGAUGCGUCGGUGGCUUUGUUGCACUUGUCAGGUGGAGGAGUCUUACCCAUCGAACGAGAAUGAACACCUGAAAAGCCCAAGGAAUUACGGAGACAACAACCAAAAAGGCUCAAAGGUGUCAGCUCCUGUCAAGCCUGAAACACAAAAGUUAACNCAAGGUGCACAACCAGGGCCAACACUUGAUUGGAUACAGCGAGUUAGAAUCGCAGUUGAUGCAGCCAGGGGAUUGGAGUAUUUACAUGAGAAAGUUCAGCCACCAAUUAUACACAGGGAUAUCAGAUCAAGUAAUGUGCUAAUAUUUGAAGACUACAAGGCUAAGAUAGCUGACUUUAACCUUUCCAAUCAGGCCCCUGACAUGGCUGCCCGUCUUCAUUCAACUCGUGUAUUGGGAACUUUUGGUUAUCAUGCUCCAGAAUAUGCAAUGACUGGGCAGUUGACUCAAAAAAGCGAUGUCUAUAGUUUUGGUGUUGUUCUUCUUGAGCUUCUCACAGGAAGAAAACCUGUUGACCACACCAUGCCUCGAGGACAGCAGAGUCUUGUCACAUGGGCUACUCCACGAUUGAGUGAAGAUAAAGUGAAACAGUGCGUUGACCCAAAACUGAAGGGAGAAUAUCCCCCUAAAGGAGUUGCUAAGCUUGCAGCUGUUGCAGCACUGUGCGUGCAGUAUGAAGCUGAGUUUAGGCCGAAUAUGAGCAUUGUUGUUAAAGCACUCCAACCACUUCUGAAGACUCCUGCUCCUGCUCCAGAAAGUUGAAGCAAAUGAAAUGGUUCACUUUGGUUUCUGCAUAUUCUGCACAGCUCGAUUCAAUUAUCUCCAGAUUUCAUCAAAUACUGCAGAUAUAUCUAUAUUUUUAUUUUUGUUUGAGAUUGGAUGUGUAGGAUUUGAUUGGCUCGUUUCAUGUCAUUGUUAAAUUCCAUGUAUUUAUGGCGUCGCACUUGUAUUGCCGAGUCUACUGACAUAUAUAGAGCCAUGAUGCCUCAUAGGUUUGGGUUGCGUGGUGCAUAUCUGAGGGUAAUGUUGUUUGUCAGUUAACGUUAAUGCCCCCAUAUUCUUUAUUUGUUUCUUGCUAUCAAACUGAGCUGAUACAUGUCUUGAAAGACCCAUCACUUCUUGUUC
This is a messenger RNA of Vigna umbellata (rice bean), 1344 nucleotides long. NCBI's taxonomy places the organism in Eukaryota, Viridiplantae, Streptophyta, Magnoliopsida, Fabales, Fabaceae. The record is from RefSeq and is a predicted model, not a curated record.